Molecule: messenger RNA, 2766 nt
Organism: Diatraea saccharalis (sugarcane borer)
Lineage: Eukaryota; Metazoa; Arthropoda; Insecta; Lepidoptera; Crambidae
Source: the annotation of a GenBank genome assembly
AUGUUGAGUUCAGUGAAAGCGGGAAAGAGGAUAGUAUUUUUAAAUGAAUACUAUUUAUACGGUCGUGCGAGUUAUCAUUCUGGGAUAGGUGUGUUCGGGCAUCGACCGCAGACGGUGAAUGAAGUCGAGACUAUACCGCAAGACUUGGUGAGAAAAAGGUACGAGAACUGCCGUGCCCAACAACUAGUUAAUGCUUACCGUACACACGGACAUCUCAAGGCAACCAUAGACAACGUGGACUUUAGAAAUGCAAAGAAAGAGAUCGGUGAACUCCAUUUGGGAAGAUACGGUAUUUCAGAAGAAGAACAAGUGGAUCUUGGUUUGCUCUACGGGUUCAAUGGAAAUGAAUCUGCUAAGAAUCUGGUGGAACAAUUAGAGAAGAUUUAUUGCGGACCAAUAUCCUACGAAUUUUCAUAUUUGGAGAGCGAGUCGGAAAGAGAAUGGUUUGCCAAACGUAUUGAGAGCGAAGAAGACACCUUCGAUAAAGAGAGAAGAGUAGAGAUAGUCAAAGAAAUGCUUCACUCUCAGGCGUGGGAUAAAUUCUUGAGCGUGAAAUAUCCAACAGUGAAGAGAUAUUGCGGAGAAGGCGCAGAAUCUCUCCUUACAUUCUUCUCUACGUUAUUUAGACUGACUACGGCUGAGGGGGUCGAACACGUGAUUCUAGCGAUGGCUCACAGAGGCAAACUUAAUGCACUAACGGGAGUACUUAAAUGUCCUCCAGUGAAGAUCUUCAACAAAUUCAAUGGACAACCAGAGCUUCCCGCGGACGCCUACGGAACGUGUGAUAUUUCAACACAUCUAAGUGCUUCGGUGGAUAUUGCUGUGAAGGACAAAUCUGUUAGGUUUUCCCUGUUGAACAAUCCUUCUCAUUUAGAGGCAGCAAAUCCAGUGUCAAUGGGUAAAACGAGAGCUAAGCAAAUGCAGCUGAAGGAAGGUGACUAUUGUAAAGACGGAUCGUCACGAAUGGGAGACAAAGCAUUAAAUGUCCAGAUACAUGGAGACGCAGCUUUUACCGGUCAAGGAGUGAACCAGGAGACGUUAAUGUUGUCACAGGCACCUCAUUUCCACGUCGGUGGAUCACUUCACGUCGUUGUCAACAACCAGGUAGGAUUCACGUUGCCGGCAUUAAGGGGUCGCUCCUGUCGAUACGUCACUGAUUUGGCCAAGGCAAUAUCAGUUCCUGUGAUCCACGUGAACGGAGACUACCCUGAGCUAGUAGCAAAAGCGACGAACAUAGCAUUCGAAUAUCAGCGUAAGUUCAGAAAGGAUGUGUUCAUAGACUACAAUUGCUACAGAAGAUGGGGCCAUAAUGAAGUAGACGACCCCACGUUCACUAACCCUUUGCUCUACAAAGUUAUACAUAAUCGAAAGUCGAUCCCAGACUUGUACGCGGAACGGCUAGUGUCAGAAGGAGUCGUGACAUCAGAAGAAAUAACCAACAUCACGAAGGAUUACACAAACUAUUUGCAAAAGGAGUAUGAUACUGUGGUUUCAUACAAACCCGAGAUAUCAUAUUUCCAAGAACAAUGGUCAUCAAUGAGAUUAGCACCGAGGGCAGUAGAAACAUGGGACACCGGUGUUGAGACCAAUCUAUUAAAACUUGUUGGACAAGCGUCUGUUCAAACGCCCAAAAAUUUCAAUAUACACAGUCAUCUAGCUAAAACACAUAUAAAAAAUAGAUUAAAUAAAAUUUCCGCAGAGAAAGAUAUCGAUUGGGCUACAGCUGAAGCCUUUGCUUUUGGUUCUCUUCUGAUGGAAGGCCGACAUGUAAGACUCAGUGGAGAGGAUGUAGGCAGAGGAACAUUCUCCCAUCGUCAUGUAAUGCUAGUAGACCAAGAAACUGAGGAAAUAUAUGUGCCACUCAAUAAUAUACAUGAAGAUCAGAAAGGCUUCUUAGAGGUAGCAAAUUCUAUAUUAUCAGAGGAAGCGGUACUUGGAUUCGAAUACGGUAUGGCAUAUGAUACACCAGACCACCUGUUUCUAUGGGAAGCACAGUUUGGAGAUUUUUAUAAUGGAGCACAAAUCAUGGUUGACACCUUUAUCGCUUCUGGUGAAGCUAAAUGGGCUCGCAGCAAUGGCCUGGUGAUGCUUCUACCGCACGGAUAUGACGGAGCUGGUCCAGAACAUAGCUCCUGCAGGAUAGAGAGGUUUCUACAACUAACUGACAGCUCAGAGACAAGUCCAGACUCUGAAUCAGUGUGCUUACACGUCGUGAAUCCAACAACACCCGCACAGUAUUUCCACUUACUAAGAAGACAGGUGGCAAGAAACUACAGAAAACCUUUAGUAGUGGCAUCAGCAAAAGUUUUGUUGCGGAUGGCUGAAGCUGUCUCAUCGCUAGCUGACUUUGCACCUGGAACACAUUUCCAUCCCGUCAUAGGUGACAACAAAGCAGAUCCUCUGAAAGUGCGUAGAAUGAUCUUCGUGAGCGGGAAGCACUAUUACGAGCUGCACAAAGAGAGAGUAAGAGGGAAAAUCGAUGACGUCGCCAUUAUCAGACUGGAGGCUCUCAGUCCGUUCCCCUUGCACGGAUUGCAGGUGGAACUUGCUAAAUAUCCCAAUGCUAAAACCUUCAUAUGGAGUCAAGAAGAACAUAGAAACAUGGGAGCGUGGACGUUUGUGAGACCACGAUUUGAAAACCUCUUAGGAAAGAAAUUAAAAUACGCCGGUCGUCCUGAAUCAGCCAGUCCUGCUGUCGGCGCGGGAAUAUUGCACAGAGCUGAAGUGGAACACGUUAUUAAAGAACCCCUGUAUAAUAUCAAAUGA